Didymodactylos carnosus is the source of this 882-nucleotide messenger RNA. The record is from the annotation of a GenBank genome assembly. NCBI's taxonomy places the organism in Eukaryota, Metazoa, Rotifera, Eurotatoria, Philodinida, Philodinidae.
AUGGGAGAUUUCGCAUAUAAACAGAUAAGAUAUCGUCAAACACAUAGAGAUGAUAAAAAAAAGAAAUCUCCAUAUGGAGGGGGGAUACCUGACCGUUGGCUCGAUUAUAAUGGUGUACAUCAACCAAUUCCUGGAACACGUUUUGUUGCAUUCAAAUGUCCAUUGAAACCUGAAUUACAAAAGAAUUUACCAGCAGAUAUGCGGUUCACACUAGGUGAUCUUGUUGAAAAAUUAGAUGAUCAAGGACAAGAACUUGGACUUAUUAUUGAUCUAACAAAUACAGAACGUUAUUAUAAACCAAUUGAUAUUGCCGACGCUAGGAUAAAAUAUCAUAAAAUGAUGACACCUGGCCAUCAUAAUAUUCCUAGUGAAGAAUGUUAUCAACAAUUUGCUGGUGUUGUCAAAUCAUUUCUUGAACAAAAUCAAGACAACGAAAAAUUAAUUGGCGUCCAUUGUACACAUGGUUUGAAUAGAACUGGAUAUUUGAUCACAAGAUAUAUAAUUGAAUAUUUGAACAAAUCGCCUCAAGAUGCUAUUGAUGUCAAAACAAUCACCACAGAUGUUCAACCACUACCAAAUGUAACGCAGUGGCCAUCACUUUUUUCAACUGAAAAAGUGAUUGAUGGGAAUAAUUCUGAACAAAAAUCGACCAGAUAUGAACGUGAAUACAAGCACAACAACAAUGAACAUCAUCGUCAUCAACAAAACGAUUGUAACAGUGAUAAUUAUUCGUACUCAAGUAAUUAUAACAGUCAACGAUCGGAUAUACAACAGCCAACGUCUUCUAACACUCAACUUUAUUCUGAUCCUUCUAUACAAGCGCCAUUGCCGUUACGAUUUCCAAAUAACAAUAGUAGUUAUUAUUCAUCAAGACGAUCUUAA